This is a messenger RNA of Naegleria lovaniensis, 1719 nucleotides long. RefSeq lists its product as uncharacterized. Lineage: Eukaryota; Heterolobosea; Eutetramitea; Acrasida; Naegleriidae. The coding region runs from base 1 to 1719 and encodes 572 amino acids. The transcript is spliced from 2 exons. The record is from RefSeq and is a predicted model, not a curated record.
AUGGCCCGAACAAAACAAGUAGCACGCAAAUCAUCACAAGCUGCCCAAGAACUUGCCAGACAACCUCCGAAGAGGAAAUCUGAAUUUCUAGAUGAUGCUGAGAACAAUACUGGAAGUAGUAGCAGCAGCGGAAUAGCGAUACCGCCGCCCAAAAGUUUAAAAACCAUUUGUAUUCCCUAUGAAAGAGAGGAAUCAUCGGAGAACUCAUUGGGUAGUUUAUCAGAAUUACCUAAUGAAAUGUGGCAAAACAUCUUGUCGUUUUUGGUUGGAGAUUUUGAAUUGUACAAAAAAAUUGAUAUUACAAAAAUUGAUCCUAGUGUUGGUGUGACCUCGAGAAAUCGAUAUCAAAGACAAGAAUUGUCAUCCGAUAUUGCUUCCUUUCUUAUUCCUUUUGAAAAUCUUGUGGCAUUGAUAAAGUUGAUGCAAACAAACAAAGAAUUGAAUCGAAUGCUCACUUUCAAAAGAGAUGGUGUUCAUUUGACCGAUUUUGAAAUGUUCUGGUUGAAUGGAUACAACUUCUUCGAAAAGUUAUUUUACUGGAUUCGAACCAGAUCUUUGGAACAGAUCAAGUUGGGAACUGGAGACUUGUCAAGGUCAGCAGUUGAGGAAAUGGGAAAAAUUCAGAAUAUUGUUCAACAUUUUGAAAGAGGAAAGUCAUUGGAUGAUUUAAAUGUGACGAUCGAUCAUGAUUCAUGGUAUGAAGAUGAGUAUGCUUCUGAUUACGACGAACAAGUGGACGAAGACGAAGAAGAGGAUGACAAUGCAACACCUGUUGAAAAGGACGGUGACGUUGUUGACAAGAAUAAGGUGUUGGAGGGAGUUGUGAUUGUCAUUUCUGGCAUUGCAAAUCCUGAAAGAACAACUCUUCGAGAAACUGCUUUGAAGAUGGGCGCUCAGUAUCGUCCUCAAUUCACGUCUGAUACCACCCACGUGAUUGCGGCAAUAGCCAACACUGACAAAUCAAACCAAGCGUUGUCUAAUGGUGCAUUUGUCCUGAAAAAAGAAUGGAUCUAUGACUGUGAUACAAACUCGAGAAGAAUGAACGAAAAGACCUACUCAUUCUUUGAUGCACCAAAGCCCCCCAAAAAGAAGAAGGGUCCCAAAAAAAAGACUCCCAUAUUUAACGAUCCUGAAGCAAGUAGAAACGCCAUCUUGGAAAGAUUACAAGCAUUGGAAUUGCCACUGGAGAAUUAUUGUGAUCAAUAUCGAGGAUACACAUCAGCUUUUGAAUUGUUCAUUUUCAGAUCUCUCAUGUUGAGUCUGAACAUGUUUGAUGCACUGGAUUCAGAAAACAGACAAGAAUAUUGGAGCGAUCAAUCAGAAGUAUUACUUGGCCAUCAUUAUUUGGAAUACUAUUCCGAAAAUUCUAUUCCAGAACCGAAUCUUUGGAAUCGAAAAGUUCCAUAUGAUCCCAAUGUGAAAUAUCCCAAAGUUGGAAUUGUGGUGAAUAAGCCAUUAGGUUGGACAAAAUUACUUUGCACACAUAUCAACCAGAAUUCUGAGCUGAAAUUAGAGGAUGUUGACUUUGAAUUGUUAAGAAAUCGACUGUCCAAAAUUAUUUUGUUACAAUUAUCUCAUAUUUCAAAUUUUAGACCUCUGGAAAAUUACACAUUUCCAGAGAAUAUCAUAUUUCUGAGCGUGGAACAUGGAAACAACAGCAAAGAAUUUCAAGAACCUGUUUCCUUUAGUGGAAUUAAAUUAGUGGUGUGCGCUACUUGA